GCGGAGAACUCUUGUCUCCUCAGCAACCGGCCUAGAUAGCCAAGGCUGCGCCUCCCACAUCACGCCCUGCUGGUCUUCCAUACCUUCUUCAUUCUUAACCUGCUUCAGCCUGGCGGAGGAGCUAAGCUCUCCAUGCCUCUUCGCUGAGCUAACGUAUCGGCGGAAGGCUCCCCUAGCUUCUUUUUUCUUCCACACUCCACCCAGAAAUUGUCUAGCGAGGAGUGCUUUUCUCUCUCUCUCUCUCUCUCUCCCCCCCCCCCACUUCCCUUUCUUUCUUUCCCCUCUCUCCGCUUUCUGCUAGUCGGUGAAGACUGUGGGAAAUACCCCCAUUGCUCAGCUCGCUUGAAUGGAGAGCGGGGAAGAUUGUUUUUCUGGCGAGGGUCGCUGAAUGGGGGAGACGGGGGUAACCGUGCAGCCUUUCUGGAAGGGUCGCUGGGCGGGCAAUAAGAUUCGCUGAUGAUUCCCGACCAUGGGCAAGGACCAGGAACUGCUGGAAGCGGCUCGCACUGGGAAUGUGGCUUUGGUGGAAAAACUCUUGGCUGGCAGAAAAGGAGGGCUCCUGGGCAGUGGAUCUGGACCUAUUCCUUUAUCCAACUUGCUGAGCAUCUGGCGUGGACCAAAUAUAAAUUGCACAGAUAGUUCAGGAUACACUGCUUUACAUCAUGCAGCUUUGAAUGGUCACAAGGAUGUAGUUAUCAAAUUACUUCAAUAUGAAGCAUCCACUAAUGUGGCAGAUAAUAAAGGGUAUUUUCCUAUACACUUGGCUGCUUGGAAAGGAGAUGUAGAGAUUGUGAAGAUUCUUAUCCAUCAUGGGCCAUCACAUUCCAGAGUGAAUGAACAGAACAAUGAAAAUGAAACAGCUCUGCACUGUGCUGCCCAAUAUGGACACUCAGAAGUGGUUGCUAUUUUGCUUGAAGAACUUACAGAUCCCACAAUAAGAAACAACAAAUUAGAAACUCCACUGGAUUUGGCAGCUUUAUAUGGCCGACUGCGGGUGGUGAAGAUGAUAAUCAAGGCAUAUCCAAAUCUGAUGAGCUGUAACACAAGAAAGCAUACUCCUUUACAUCUUGCUGCACGUAAUGGUCAUAAAGCUGUGGUACAAGAGCUGCUAGAAGCUGGAAUGGAUGUCAGCUGCCAAACGGAAAAGGGGAGUGCAUUACAUGAAGCAGCUUUAUUUGGAAAAGUAGAUGUUGUACGCAUUCUUUUAGAAACAGGAAUUGAUGCCAAUAUAAAGGACAACUUAGGCAGAACAGUUUUAGAUAUUCUGAAAGAACAUCCAUCACAACAGUCACUUCAAAUUGCUGCAUUGCUUCAAGAUUACACAGAAAAAGGAAAUUCAGAAGUUCCAGAGGAAUCUAUAGAGGAAUAUUUAGUAUCAGAUCAACAGUCCAGUGUUUUAUCCCCAGAAGAUUCUCCUAUACAAACAAGUAAAAGUGAAGCUGUGACUGGUGAAUUAUCAAAACUAUUAGAUGAAAUCAAGCUGUGCCAAGAAAAAGAUUAUUUAGAAGACAUGAGCCAUACUAUAUCAGAUGAUUAUCUGGAUGAUGCUAGCAAAGUAUCAGAAGAAGAAGCAGUAGCAAAUGGAAACCGAGCCAAGUCUAAUAUAAGAUCAUCGUCUACAAAUCUGGAACAAGCAGAAGAGGAAGAAGAGGGUGGAACUGAAAAUAGUUGUGGACCUACAGGUUUGUGGGAAGCACUGACGCCUUGUAAUGGAUGUAGAAAUCUUGGAUUCUCCAGUCUUACUCAGGAAGCCUUUCCAAAGAAGAGGAGUGCUACACUGGAAGCAGUGCCAUCUGUUUCUUCAGAAACAUUUCCUGUAGAAAAUGAGAAUGGUCCCUGUGAUUUUCUUGAUACAACAGUUACGAAGAAACCUUGUUCUUUAGAAAUAACAAGAGGAAUUUCAUCAAAAAUAGAUAAUGCACCUCAAGUAGCAAUUAUUGCACCAGGUACCGGUAACCAUAGAAACAGUUCAACAGGCCCAACACCUGACUGCUCUCCUCCAUCACCAGAUACUGCACUGAAAAAUAUAGUAAAAGUUAUACGACCUCAGGCCAAGCAACGUACAUCAAUAGUAUCAGCUUUUGAAUUUAACCGAUUAAAUCAGAGCCACGACUAUUUUGAAAUCAACUCUUCUGUAAGAUACGCAAGCUUUAAUUCCAGCUCUCCAGUUAGUCCAGCCAACUGCUCCACUGUGUCUGUUGAGGACAGCAUUGAAGAAAAUAACAUACCAGGAACCCAACAAACAUCCAUUGACAGUGAUCAUCUAGAAGCACACCCUUUUGAGCAGUUUGCUGGCCUUCUUCAUGGAUCAUCACCUGCUUGUGACCCACCAGAAAAUCCACUUCACCUCUACAGAAAAAUUUGUCCAAACGAUGAUUUGAAUCAAAAAAUUAGUUUGAACCUCAGUAUUUUGAAUCCACAACAUUCUCUCCAAGAAAAUAGCACUGUUCUUCUGGUUAAAAAGAAAAAGCCACCAAUUUUAAAUAGAACUAUAUUCCCUUCUAAAAACAUUCUAGGAGAAGCUAACACAUUGGCUGGUAUCACAAGAACUGGAGAUCAGUGGGUAGUUAAUGCUGCAGGAAUUGUAGAACGUGCUUGCACACUUGGACGAAUACGAUCUUUGCCAAAGACACUUCUUGACAUUCAUUUAUCCAAAUACAUUUCUAAAUCAGACUCAAAUCUUGUUUCUAAUGAUCACAAAGCAAGACAGAAUUGGAACGAAUCUUCAGCUAUCCAAGAAACCUCUAGAAAAAAUUCUGAAAGAACACCAUCAUUUACUUCAGAAUGGGAAGAAAUUGAUAAAAUAAUGAGUUCCAUUGAUGCUGGUAUAACUACUGGACUUGAAGAGAUUAAUGAUGGUACUACAACACCCAGAUGCCCUGUCCAGACUGUGGGACAAUGGUUGGAAAAUAUUGGGCUACCUCAGUAUGAAAACCACUUGCUGGCCAAUGGAUUUGACAAUGUACAGUUUAUGGGAAGCAAUGUUAUGGAGGACCAGGAUCUUUUGGAAAUUGGAAUACUUAAUUCUGGACACAGGCAAAGAAUUCUACAGGCAAUUCAGCUUCUUCCAAAGAUGAAACAGACAGGCAGUGAUGGCUACAAUCCCACCUCUGUAGCGGAAUGGCUAGAUUCCCUGGAACUGGGAGAUUAUAUCAAGCCCUUUUUGAUAAAUGGCUAUACAUCAAUGGACCUUGUAAAGAAAAUAUGGGAUAUUGAAUUAAUUAACGUUUUAAAAAUCAGCUUGCUUGGACAUAGAAAACGCAUUUUGGCCUCAUUGGGAGACAGACUUCACGAAGAGCCACCUCAGAAACCACCACGUUCUAUCACCCUCAGGGAACCCAGUGGUAAUCACACUCCUCCCCAGUUGUCUCCUUCGCUCAGCCAAAGUACUUAUACUACUGGUGGCUCCCUGGAUAUACCACACAUUAUCAUGCAGGGAGAUGCAAGGAGAAGAAGAAAUGACAGCUAUUUUGAUGAUAUUCCUCGGUCAAAACUGGAAAGACAAAUGGCACAGCAGUCGUCUGUCUGUGAAAUAUGGACCAACCAGAAUGCAGGAUAUCCUUACUCAGCAGUCCAUCAGGUUCAUAAUACUGGAGAUUGGGGUGAACCAUCUAUUACAUUGAGGCCUCCUAAUGAAGCUACAGGAUCAACCCCAGUACAAUACUGGCAGCAUCAUCCAGAGAAACUCAUUUUCCAGUCAUGUGAUUACAAAGCAUUUUAUUUAGGUUCUAUGCUGGUAAAAGAAUUAAGAGGUACAGAAUCUACACAAGAUGCCUGUGCAAAGAUGAGGAAGUCUACCGAACAAAUGAAGAAAGUUCCUACUAUUGUUCUAUCUGUCUCUUACAAAGGAGUAAAAUUUAUUGAUGCAACAAAUAAGAAUAUUAUUGCUGAACAUGAGAUUCGUAACAUUUCCUGUGCCGCACAAGACCCCGAAGACCUCUCAACAUUUGCUUAUAUUACAAAAGACUUGAAGACAAAUCACCAUUACUGUCAUGUGUUCACAGCCUUUGAUGUGAAUUUAGCCUAUGAAAUAAUUCUCACGUUGGGACAGGCAUUUGAAGUAGCUUAUCAACUGGCACUUCAGGCUCGAAAAGGAGGCCAUUCUUCAACACUUCCUGAAAGCUUUGAUAGUAAACCUACCAAGCCAAUCCCCAAACCACGUGUUAGCAUCCGAAAAUCUGUGCAGAUAGAUCCCACUGAACAAAAGACUCUUACCAAUCUACCAUGGAUUGUAGAACCAGGACAAGAAGCUAAAAGAGGAAUUAAUACCAAGUAUGAAACCACAAUUUUCUGAUAAUGAACUGUUCAUCAUUUCUUGUUGUGCCUUGCACUCAAAGCAGUCACAGCACAGCCUUUCCAUGAUAAGCAACUCUUCAAUCUAACAGGGAGGAAGACUGCACUGAGUGGCCUUGAAACUAGCAAAAACAUAAAUAUAUAUAAAUAAAUAUAUAUAUAAAUAUAAAGGCUGCUGGUCAUUUCUGGUGAUUGUUCUUCCUGCAGCGUUGACAGAAGAAUGACAUGGGAUGAAGACUUUUCAAAGAGCCCACAAGAGGAGUGGGAGAUAGUUUUCGUGCACGCAAUUUUCUUAGAACUUUGCCACAGUGCUUUCUUUGAUUUCAUAUUUUAAUGUUCUACUUUUACAAAGGUCUCUAACAUUAAUGCUGCUUAGUAAUACAAUGUUCAGUUAUAGUUGGGUUUCUUAUUUGGCAAAUUGGACAUUGAAACAGACCCAGAUUAUUUAAUACAAUAUUUGAGAAAUUAUGAAAAUCCUAUAAUUUUUGUUUUAAUAUGUUUAAAAAAUAUUAGCAAGUUAUUAAUUUCCUUCAUUUAUUAGUUGCUGUUUUUUGUAAACUACAUGCCAUUUAAUCAUCUGAAGAAAAGAGGUUCUAUAUAGCAGUGUGUUAAGAUUGAUAAAUGGUUUUAAAAAGAGGAAUUAAUAAUGCAUGAAAAUGCACCUUGUAUUAAAUAUUUUUGUGUGACAGAGGAAAAAUUAUAUGAAAAAGUGUGAAUAUUUAUGAUAAAGAAAAACAUUAAUUAUGAAGAGAAUUUGGAUUUAAUUUGAAGUUAAACUGCUGCUGUACUGUUUGCAACAGUGGUAACAGUGGUGUCAUCUAUAAACUGGAUGCUUUGUACUUUGGAAGAGUAAAAUAAAAGCUACCCAGCAAUUGCACUAAGGUACAUGCAACUGUACACAGUUUUUCAAGUUAUUAUAGCCAUGCAUUUAAGCUUAUCAAUGUUUCAAAGAUGGUUUUAAUCCAACUGGAAUUUUUAUUAAAUUUUCUGUCGCAGCUGAUUUUAAUGAAAAAGUUCAAUUCAAGAGAUUUUUUUUCUAAAUAAAAUUUAAAAAAAAUCCGAAGUAAUACAUUGUUUCCACAAAAUAACCUGUUGAGCACUGGCUUAACAUGGAAUUUAAUGAAAUUUGCUUAGUUUUGUUUCAAGUAUUUUAAUUUUUUAAUGUCUUCGUGGAGUAUUUGUACAAUAACAUUUAUGUAUAUUUCAGUGGAACUGAAUAAAUUACAGUAAAAAUAUUGAUCAUAGGCGAAAAACAGCAUUUUAAAUGUAUAUUCUAUCCAGUCAAAAUUGUGAGUCAUUUUGGACAUCAUUAUAGAAAUAUUUAUGAAUAGUGUGGUUGACUUCAAUGUUUUUUAUUAUUCUUUCAUAUCUAACUGAAAAUUCAGUUACGCUCAAUGGAAUUUUUAGCAAAAUUGACAAUGAAACUCGAUUUAAAACUGAAAAUUGUAUAUGGUUUAGUUGAUCCUAAUCAUAGCGCUGGAUGACAAGAAACCUUUUAAUACAAUAUACUUGAACCAAUUAGUUCCUUGUAUAUAUUUUGCCUAUCAUUGUUGAUAUGUAUGUAGUAGGCUGAUAUUAAACAUUGAAAAUAGUACCCAAAGGAACAUUGUAUAGGAACAAGCAAAUAGUAGCCUCACUGCAACAAA
Pseudonaja textilis is the source of this 5939-nucleotide messenger RNA. RefSeq names its product ankyrin repeat and sterile alpha motif domain containing 1B (gene ANKS1B). Lineage: Eukaryota; Metazoa; Chordata; Lepidosauria; Squamata; Elapidae. Gene Ontology annotation, cellular component: cytosol. The record is from RefSeq and is a predicted model, not a curated record. Gene Ontology annotation, molecular function: ephrin receptor binding. Gene Ontology annotation, biological process: ephrin receptor signaling pathway.